Molecule: messenger RNA, 808 nt
Organism: Cyprinodon variegatus (sheepshead minnow)
Lineage: Eukaryota; Metazoa; Chordata; Actinopteri; Cyprinodontiformes; Cyprinodontidae
Product: HMG domain-containing protein 3-like
Exons: 5
Coding region: 131-808 (225 amino acids)
Source: RefSeq, a predicted model, not a curated record
GUUCAGAACAGAGACUGCAACUCAACAGCACCCAAACGUUAUCUAUCCACCAUUGGCUGAAGACUUGAAGCGACUUGUGCACUACAUACACAGUCAUAAAAAGCUUCCAGCCAACCUACCAGAUGACCUUAUGAAACCUAGGGCAAUGACAGAUUACAUUACAGAGUUGCAUCCAGAGGAGACUACUUGCACUGUGUGUCCAGGGUCAGUACAUCUGCAAAAAGAUAUAAAGAUUUCUGGAAAAGCAAGGAUAAUCACCAUGAAUGGAGUAAUUGAAAAUGUUUCCACCUAUUACCGGAAAUGUCCACAGUGCCGCAUGAUGUACAGAUACCAAGAAUGGAAGGACAGUCUCCACAACUUUGAUGACCAUGUUAUCUUAAACCUUGAGCUAUGUAUAUAUCUGAGACACAACCUACAGAACAGUGUUUCUGUUUCCAAGGUGUUAAACUCACUGGAAAGCUUGAGGAAGGUCAAAUUUCCUCCCAGAGAUACAAUUCUCCAUGCUUACUGCCACUUUGAGGCAUUGACAAGCCAUGCAUAUUCCUAUUCUUGCGUGUGCUGUGGCUACUAUCCUCCAGUAGUUGUGAUGGACCUCCACAAGAAAGGAGUGUUUAACUUGCCCGUGAGUGACCUGAAACAGCCCUCUGAGAAUUUCCCUUGCAAAGUGAAUAUAGAAGAUUUCUGGGAUUCUGUUCAGUUGGAAAUGAUUUCACGUGGUUUCUUUCAAAGUCAAAUGAGGGCGGGGUGUCCAUAUGACUGUGGGCAGGAGAAAAGGAUGCUGGACUUCUUCCUGACCCGAAUCUGUUAA